This is a messenger RNA of Drepanopeziza brunnea f. sp. 'multigermtubi' MB_m1, 702 nucleotides long. The record is from RefSeq and is a predicted model, not a curated record. NCBI's taxonomy places the organism in Eukaryota, Fungi, Ascomycota, Leotiomycetes, Helotiales, Drepanopezizaceae.
AUGAAGCCAACAAUUCUCAUCCUUCCGACCUUUUUGGUUCCCGGCCUCAUGGCUCAGACAGUGACACACAUCACCCAGAUCGCGAUCUUGUCAGACCUCCCCCUCUGCCUCUCUACCGCCGUCGAGCUGGUCUACGAUGGUCUCCGCACGAGCGCGUGCCCCCAGACAAACCCGAGCAGCGCAGCCAGCUGCCUCUGUCUGAAGACCGUCAACUCGGAAGCGAUAUCGAUGUCGAUGUCGAUCUACGUCAUGAUCAUGUGCGCCGGCAUCAGCGGAAAGGCGGGCGAUACCGAGAAUCUGUCGAGCGGCCUGGCGGUGUUCUCGGAAUACUGCUCCGAAGCCCUGGGCAAAGUGCCGAUCACGACGGCGGGAGCGACACCUGCGCAGACGGGCGCAGGGGUAACUACUCGUGCUGGUAAGACAGAUGCAGAUCAGAACGACUCGCCCGCUUCGUCGUCGUCUUCUUCUUCCACAACCUCUUCCUCUUCUUCCACUUCUUCGUCUUCGGGCCUCAGCCUAGGCGAGAAACUCGCCAUCGGCGUCUCCAUACCCGCGACGCUAGCCACGAUCAUCGCCGUCUAUUUCGCAUACAAGCAGCACAAAAGGGAGAAAUUAAAGGCAAAGCUCGCGGUCCAGCUUCUACCCGGGCCGGUGCGACUUCCUGCCUCGCCACCAUCCUCCCAGCUUGUUCAGCAACGAUGA